AUGACAACCAACGGCAAGCUGAUCUACAAGCCUCAAUCGGUUGCCAUGGCAACUAAACAGACGUCAGAGGGAUAUGAAGACGCAGGACCUUUUCUGAGUGCCACCUCGAACUCCACCUCGAACUCCUGGGGAACCUCCCCAGCACCGACCAGCAGUGUGUCCUCUGCGGCCACAGGUGGUGCAGGGAACGGUCCCCCCUCUGGUCCCCCUCAUAGCAGCACCUCCCAGCUCCAUCGGGACUCAGAAGUGAUCUACAGGAAUCGCGAUGGCCACGUAAUCAAGUUUAACAUCCUCACCAAUGAUACUGAAAUUGUCAAUUUCAAUGUUGCAAAGUACUCCGUUUCCCCGGACUUGAAAUAUGUGCUCUUUGCCUAUGAUGUUAAACAGGUUUUCCGGCAUUCAUACAUGGCCUCAUAUAGCAUUUACAACGUCCACACAAGGGAGGUGUGGGAGCUGGAUCCUCCAGAGGUGCUGAAUUCUAUUCUGCAGUAUGCUGCAUGGGGAGUACAGGGCCAGCAACUGAUCUACAUAUUUGAGAACAAUAUUUACUACCAAUCAGAUGUGAAGAGCAACUCCCUCAGACUGACAUCGUCUGGAAAGGAAGGGGUCAUCUUCAAUGGGAUCGCUGACUGGCUGUACGAGGAGGAGAUUCUCCAGUCACAUAUAGCACACUGGUGGUCACCGGAUGGAGAGAGGUUAGCCUUCCUGGUCCUCAAUGACACUCUCGUGCCCAAUAUGGCCCUUCCUCGCUUCACUGGCGCUUCAUACCCCAAAGGAAAGCAAUACCCCUACCCUAAGGCUGGUCAACCCAACCCCACAGUGAAGUUAUACGUGGUGAAUCUGUACGGGCCGACACACACACAGGAGCUCACACCACCAGACAACCUCAAACUAAGGGAGCACUAUGUGGCCAUGGUCAAUUGGAUCAGUAAAACCAAGACGACGGUCAGGUGGAUGAACCGUGCCCAGAAUGUGUCCAUCCUGACCGUAUGUGAGACCACCACGGGGGCCUGUGUUAAGAGGCAUGAGGAGACCUCAGAGCUCUGGCUUUCAAAGCAGAACCAGGAACCAGUGUUCUCCAGGGAUGGCAGCAUAUUCUUCCUGACAGUGCCCGUCAAGCAAGGCGGGCGCGGAGAGUUCCAUCACAUCGCCAUGUUCACCACACAGUUCAGAGCAGAUCAAAACGAGAUCCGCCAUCUAACAUCAGGAAACUGGGAAGUAACUAAGAUCCUGGCCUAUGAUGAGAGCAACGACAACAUAUAUUUUCUCAGCACUGAAGGCUCACCGCGAAGAAGACAGCUUUUCAGUGUGAAGACUGUCGGGUUGUUCCCUCGACACUGUCUGACGUGUGAGCUAAAUAAGGCGCACUGUCUGUUCUUUAAUGCCGAGAUAAGCCCCAAUGAUAAGCAUAUCAUCCUCCACUGUAAAGGUCCCGGAGCACCCACUGUGAUCUUACACAGCCUCAAUAAUGCCAAUUUCUACAUCCUUGAGAACAACUCUUUACUAAAGGCCGCCUUAAAGGUCAAGAGGAUUCAGAUGACAGAUUUCAGAACAAUCCAGAUGGAACAUUUUGAUCUGCCUUUGAAGAUCUCUUACCCACCAGACUUUUCUGAAUCGCGUCACUAUGGCUUACUGUUGAUAGUCGAUGGCUCCCCCGGGGGCCAGGCGGUGAGCGACCGUUUCGUUCUGGACUGGGACUCGGUUCUGGUCAGCUCGGAUAAUGUCAUAGUGGCUCGUCUGGACGGCAGAGGGAGUGGCUUCCUGGGCCAGAGGGUUCUACAUGAAGUCCACCGGCGUUUGGGAACCGUAGAGGUGCAGGAUCAAAUCACAGCUGUGGAAUACAUGUUGACAUUCCCGUACAUUGAUCGGACACGGAUAGGAGUAUUUGGGAGGGGUUAUGGUGCCUAUAUUACAUUAAUGAUGCUCAAAUCAACCGACAGCCUGUUCAAAUGUUCAGUAGCAAUGUCCCCCGUCACGGACUGGAAACUAUAUGCAUCAGCGUUUUCCGAGAGGUACCUUGGCAUGCCAUUACGGGACGACAGCAGAUAUCAGUUCUCCAGCGUGUUGCAGAACGUCCAGCCACUGAGGGAACAGACUCUGAUGCUUGUUCACGGCACAGCAGAUGCCAAUGUUCACUUUCAGCAUACUGCUGAGCUCAUCAGGAACCUUGUGAAAGUUGGAGCAAACUACUCAAUGCAGCUCUAUCCAGAUGAGGGUCAUUUCCUGUCCCAGCGGAGUCGGCAGCACCUCUUCGCGUCGCUCACCAACUUCUACAGGGAGUGUCUCAGGGAAGAGAUCCUACCACUGCCCGAUGAUGAUGAGGAGGAGGAAGAAGAGUAGGAGUAUGAUGUGUUGCGAACCUUCGGCAGGACUUUGGCAGGACUUCCUCUCUGUAAACAUUUGCUGAAGUCUGCACUAAAGGCUGGUGGCUUUUGGACCAAGUGUUAAGACAGAGGUGGACAGUGAGAAUUGCGGAGGCUUCUAGUGUGUCUGUGUGUGUGCGUGCGUGUGUACAUUAGAUCGUUUGUGUUAGUUUGCGAAAGAGAGUUUGAUAGUGUUUGUGCGUGUGUCUGCGUAUGUACGUUUGUGUGUGCAUGUGUUUUCAUUCAGAGAACUUCCAAGGACACCUGUCAAAGACAAUGGAGAAUGGCGUUGUCGAGACUACAAGAUGGAACUCUCACUAAUCCAAAAUGCCACUUCAAUCACUUUCGGCAAAGCACAUAGCAGACUGCCUCCAUCACCGAUGGCGGCCAUUAGUGUUGCAACAUCCACACUUGCAAGUGCAUGGUUCUUUUCCCCUUGCAGCUUCACUAGUUUUGUUAGUCUUUGUUGUAGUAGUCAUUGGGAAGAGACAAACACAGAUGAAGUACCCUUUUCAAUUCCUCCCCCUCAAUAUUAUUUGGUCUUGUUGCACAAGGAAAUGCUCCACUGCUCUUCAGAGGCAUACUGUAGGCAAUGCAAGUUCACCAUCACUGUGACGUUGUCCACAAAUAAGUGUAAUUCCUGCUGAAUGCUCUCUCAUCGUCAACCCCCACUGAAAAGAACAGUCCUUUGGGCACACUUAAACAAUGGUCUUAUGUAGACAUGUCCAAUGCCUUAUGAUGUGCUACAUACGUAAGACCACGUACUGGCAUUCAUAGCCAUUCAUUAUUAGCAGCCUCAUACCAACCUGUGUCAGCUCAGUCCUUUGAGACGCAAUAUGACAUAGUGCAGUCUCAUAGACAGUUAAUAUCAGUUAUAAGGUCAGGUCAUAAACCAGUUAUAACUCCAGUGAGUAGAGAGUGGUCACAAAGGCCAUAAAGUGACAUUGUGUAGGCCUAAGUAAGGGGUUUGCAUGUCUACAGCAGUGUGUACAUACAUAUAUUUUUUAGAUAUGUCAGAUCUCGUGGAUAGGUUAGUCUAUGGGAAUGGAAUGAUUUGACCUGUAUGUCUUGUACAUUUUCCAGUUGAUUUUGGUUUUGGUUUAUUUUUCUUCCAAGGGUAGAUUUUGUAAUGCUUGUUCUUGUUAAU
Salvelinus namaycush (lake trout) is the source of this 3510-nucleotide messenger RNA. RefSeq names its product inactive dipeptidyl peptidase 10-like. The coding region runs from base 1 to 2340 and encodes 779 amino acids. NCBI's taxonomy places the organism in Eukaryota, Metazoa, Chordata, Actinopteri, Salmoniformes, Salmonidae. The transcript has 25 exons. Gene Ontology annotation, biological process: proteolysis. Gene Ontology annotation, molecular function: dipeptidyl-peptidase activity; serine-type peptidase activity. The record is from RefSeq and is a predicted model, not a curated record.